Zootoca vivipara (common lizard) is the source of this 2805-nucleotide messenger RNA. The record is from RefSeq and is a predicted model, not a curated record. NCBI's taxonomy places the organism in Eukaryota, Metazoa, Chordata, Lepidosauria, Squamata, Lacertidae.
AUGCCUGGAAGUCAACAGGGACAAGGACAACCUGAAAAGGCAACAGAAGGAGCUUUCCUCAGUGAAGAUGGAGAUAGUAGUUUAAAUGAAAGUACUUUCCAAGAAGGAAUCCUCAUAAGUAAAGGGGAAACUAUGGGCACAGGCUGUGGGAAAAGCCUCCACCAGAGCUUUGAGGUUCUAGAGGAUGAGAGUGUGGAGACAGGGGGACAUCAAUAUAAAUGCUCAUCAUGCUGGGAAACCUUCCACGACAGAACCCACUUGGAUGCACAUGAGAGAAUCCACACUGGAGAUAAACCAUAUGAAUGCACAGAUUGUGGGGAAAGCUUUAGCACGAGCUAUGGGUUUAUUGAUCAUAUAAGAGUACACACAGAGGAGAAACCAUAUAUGUGUUCGGACUGCGGUCAGCGCUUCCAUCUGAAAUCAAACCUUACUGCACACAAGAGAACCCACACAGCAGAGAACCCCUACGAGUGCUCUGAAUGCGGGCAAAGCUUUGGUAAGAAAUCACAUCUUGUCACGCACGAGAGGACCCACACUGGAGAGAAACCCUAUCGGUGCUCAGAUUGUGGGAAGAGCUUCAGCCAGAAAGGAAAUCUCGUUUCCCACAUGAGGAUCCACACAGGGGAGAAGCCAUAUAAAUGUUCCCAGUGUGGCAAAUGCUUCUCUCAUUGCACUUCGCUGAUGAUGCAUGUGAGAACUCACACAGGGGAGAAACCUUACAAAUGCUCCAUCUGUGAAAAAAGCUUUGUCAACAAGGGAAACCUUGUUUCACAUGUGAGAAUCCACACAGGGGAAAAGCCCUAUGAAUGUAGAGAUUGUGGGAAAAGUUUUAGCACCAGCUUUCAGUUUAUAGAGCAUAAAAGGCUACACACAGGGGAGAAACCCUACAUGUGCUCAGACUGUGGGCAAAGCUUCAAUUCAAAAUCAAACCUUAUCACACACAAGAGAACCCACACAGGAGAGAAGCCCUAUCAGUGUACUGUGUGUGGGAAAGGCUUCCGGGUUAAAUCAUCCCUUACUAAACAUGUGAGAAUCCAUACAGGAGAGAAGCCCUACGAAUGUCCUGAGUGUGGGAAAAGCUUCAACACUAGCUCCCUGCUUGUGAAUCACAAAAGGGUUCAUACGGGAGAGAAGCCAUAUAAAUGCUCAGGAUGUGGGAGAAGCUUCCGUCAGAAAGGAAACCUUGUUUCACAUAUGAGAAUCCAUACAGGGGAGAAGCCAUACCGGUGUUCUGACUGUGAUAAAAGCUUCAUUGAUAAAAAGUCGCUUAUUAAGCACAAGAGAACCCAUACAGGAGAGAAAGCUUAUGAUUGUAAAGAUGGUGGGCAACGCUUCAGGUGCAACUCAGUGCUUUCAUAGAACAGUAUAAUUCAGUGGGCCUGACUGGACAAAGCCUCUCCUUGGUCUGACCUACAAAUGCAUGGUAGGGGGGGAGACUACAGACUUCGUGCUUCCCCACCUCUGACAUCACCAGCUGUCCACAUGGGACCAUAUAUUGAAAUAUGGAUGUGUACCUGGGUUGAAUUUGUGUGGGCAGUACCCAGAUAGAGUGUGGUCCAUUUCUGGCCUACAUUGGUCAUAGAAUUGUAGAGGGCAAAGGGACCCCCGAGGGUAAUCUAGUUCAGCCCCAUGCAAUACAGGAAUUUCAGACAGCAUCGGAAAUACUGUGUAUUUCUGGGCUGUGCAUUGCCCAAGUGGGAUGUCUCUAGAGGAGGGGUCUGGCAAGGGGUCUGAAAAUCCCCCUUCAGGAAUAGCUGAAACAUCCGGGUGUGCUUAGCCUGGAAGAUUGUGGGAAGAGAGAGAUUAUACCAGUCUUCAAAUAACCACACACAAUAUGGAACAGGCUUGUUUUCUGUGGCUCCAGAGGGCAAGACUUGGGUGGAAAGUGCAGGGAAGCAGAUUUCGGCAAAACAUUUAGAAGACCUAUUCCACAUUGGGACAAAAUUAACCAGGAGGUGGUGCUAGGGUUUUUAAAAUCUGAAAUUAGAUACAGUGGUACCUCUGGUUGUGAAUGGGAUCCGUUCCAGAGGUCCAGCCGUAUCCCAAAGUUUUCACAACCAGAGAGACCGCUUCUGUGCAUGCGCUCGUGGUAGACCUCUUCUGAGCAUGUGCGAGCGACUAAAUACUUCUGGGUUUGCCGCUUUUGAAACCCAAAGUUUACGUUACCUGAGGAUAACAUAAUCUGAGGUUCCACUGUGUCAUCUGAACCUGUGCACCCUGGAUAUUCCAAUGUUACUUUCUACCUUAACUGUCAAGAGGCAGCACAUGCCUCUGAAUACCAGUCAGUUGCUGGAAACCACAGGAGGGGAAAGGGCUCUUGUUCUCGGGUCCUACUUUUGGGCUUUCCAUUGGGGCAUCUGGUUGACCACUGUUGAGAGCAGGAUGCUGGACUUGAUGCCGCCCUCUUUCAGUCUUACGUCACACCACCACCAGCUACACAUGUGGGCAAGAUCAGGGAGAGGUAUUGUCCGAUCUCGUUGUGAUGCCACAACACGUCCCAUUAGAGCAGCCUUCCCCAAGCUGGUGCCCUCCAGAUGUUUUGGAUCACAGCUCCCAUCAGUCUUAGGCCAGCAUGGCUGUGCUGCAUUAAGAGGAGGGCAAGGGGGGAACUUCUGUUGCCAUUUAGAGCAGGCAUCCCCAAACUGCAGCCGUCCAGAUGUUUUGGCCUACAACUCCCAUGAUCCCUAGCUAACAGGACCAGUGGUCAGGGAAGAUGGGAAUUGUAGUCUGCGGUGAACUGCAGAACAUCACCCCUGGAGGCGCACUCCAUUGUCUCUCGAGACAAGACAGAUGCCAACGCGAGUC